UAAUGCAAAGUCUAUAAAUACCUCACAUGUUCAACUUAUUUUGUCACACACCUUUCUUUUUCUUCUACUUCUAUCUCUCUUAUAACAAUUCAAUUACUCACACUAACAUAAAAACAUAAACAUAAACAUGGAACUAAGUAUCAUGUUAUGUUUCUUUACUUCUAUUCUCUUCAUUGUUCUGUUCAGAAUAUUCAUCAAAUCCUUUGUCUCAAAAAGACAUGACUUGCCACUCCCACCUGGUUCAAUGGGUUGGCCUUACAUAGGAGAAACUUUUCAACUUUAUUCUCAAGACCCUAAUGUCUUCUUUGCAUCAAAAAUCAAAAGGUAUGGUUCUAUGUUCAAGUCUCACAUUUUGGGAUGUCCAUGUGUGAUGAUUUCAAGUCCUGAAGCAGCAAAAUUUGUGCUGAAUAAAGCUCAACUUUUCAAGCCAACAUUCCCUGCUAGCAAAGAGAGGAUGUUGGGAAAACAAGCUAUCUUUUUUCAUCAAGGAGAGUAUCAUGCUAAUUUAAGAAGACUUGUUCUUCGCACGUUCAUGCCGGUAGCCAUCAGAAACAUUGUUCCUGACAUUGAAUCCAUUGCUGAAGAUAGUCUUAAAUCAAUGGAAGGACGGUUAAUCACCACUUUCCUUGAAAUGAAAACGUUCACAUUCAACGUUGCUCUACUUUCAAUUUUUGGAAAAGAUGAAAUUCACUACCGAGAGCAAUUAAAACAGUGUUACUACACUCUAGAAAAAGGGUACAAUUCAAUGCCAAUUAAUCUUCCAGGAACACUCUUCCAUAAGGCAAUGAAAGCUAGAAAAGAACUUGCACAGAUCCUAGCUCAAAUAAUCUCAAGUAGAAGAGAGAAGAAAGAAGAAUACAAAGAUUUGUUAGGUUCAUUCAUGGAUGAAAAAUCAGGACUAAGUGAUGAACAAAUAGCAGAUAAUGUAAUUGGAGUUAUUUUUGCAGCUCGUGAUACCACAGCUAGUGUGCUUACGUGGAUUGUUAAGUACCUUGGUGAAAAUAUCAGUGUCCUAGAAUCAGUGAUUGAGGAACAAGAAUCUAUAUUGAAGAGCAAAGAAGAAAAUGGUGAAGAAAAGGGUCUUAAUUGGGAAGAUACAAAGAAAAUGGUUAUAACUUCAAGGGUUAUUCAAGAGACUCUUAGAGUUGCUUCAAUUUUGUCUUUCACUUUUAGAGAAGCAGUUGAAGAUGUUGAAUAUCAAGGGUAUCUUAUACCAAAAGGGUGGAAAGUAUUGCCACUAUUUAGGAAUAUACAUCAUAGUCCAAAUAACUUCAAAGAUCCAGAAAAGUUUGAUCCUUCAAGAUUUGAGGCUGCCACAAAACCCAAUACUUUUAUGCCAUUUGGCAGUGGGAUCCACGCUUGUCCUGGCAAUGAAUUAGCCAAGAUGGAGAUUUUAGUCCUCUUACACCAUCUGACCACAAAGUACAGGUGGUCUGUGGAGGGUACAAAGAAUGGGAUUCAAUAUGGCCCUUUUGCUCUUCCCCAAAAUGGAUUGCCCAUAACAUUAUAUCCUAAGAAGUAGAUAACACUUCAACAUAAGAUUGAUCAGCCACACCAUAUUCUAUAGAAUCAUUUUAAAUAUGGAAAUAAUGAAUUCUUAUCAUUGUUCUCAAAAUUGGCUCUAACUCUCUCAACAAAAUGAGGAAAGAUCAAGACAAUGUUGCAAGGGAGAUUAGAUCAACUCUUGCUUUCUUUUUGGCCUAUAGACACCCAAAGGGUAGUCUUGAGAAUAGAACAGAAAUAGGGAUGGAGUUUGUCAAGUGUAUAUAAGAGGUUUCAUAGCAAGAGCAAAUAGUUUGAGUUUUUAUUUUUUAUUUUUUUAACUUUAUUUUUCUUUCCAAUUUUGAGGAAAAGUCCUCAAAAUAUUGUAUUGGUAGUUGUUACUUGUUACAUUUUAUCUCACCUUUGUAACCUACAAAUAAUUUUAGUGUCCACCUAACAAAUUUCCUAAGGACAUUUGUUAGAGACACCUGAUUGAAUAAUUUUAAUUACUCAAAAAAUAAGUGUUCAA
This is a messenger RNA of Medicago truncatula (barrel medic), 2011 nucleotides long. RefSeq names its product abscisic acid 8'-hydroxylase CYP707A2. Lineage: Eukaryota; Viridiplantae; Streptophyta; Magnoliopsida; Fabales; Fabaceae. Gene Ontology annotation, biological process: sterol metabolic process; abscisic acid metabolic process. The record is from RefSeq and is a predicted model, not a curated record. The transcript has 7 exons. Gene Ontology annotation, molecular function: iron ion binding; heme binding; (+)-abscisic acid 8'-hydroxylase activity. The coding region runs from base 128 to 1522 and encodes 464 amino acids.